AAUAAAAGGAAGACUUCUGAAGAUAUCAUAUUAGUUUAUCCUGCUGGAGACGAGAAUACCUAUGAAAAAAUAUCUGGAAAUACAGCAACUGCUGGUCAUCAGAAUCAAAAUAGUUCAGAGAAUUUUAUUAAAAAAACCUCAACUUCUGUUGUUCAGGAAAAUGUGCAGUAUAAUGGUGUAAAUCAAAAGAGAGAUGGGAUGAUAUCUAAAAACUCAAGUAUUGUCAAUGAUAGAGGAGAUACUAACAUUUCAGGCCAAGAUUCAAUUAUUUCAGCUCAGGCAUCACCCACAAGAAAUUUAUCCAGACUUUCACAGGCAUUUUUGGAUCCUUCAAAAGAAGAGGUAUGUAAGAGUUCUUUUACUCCAAAUACAAACACAAUAAAAGGGAUACAAUCUUAUGGUCAUAUUGAUAUACAAAAAUGUCAUUAUUUAUGUAAUCACACAAAGAGACAAAUACAUGGAAAACCAACCAAGAGAUCAAGCUAUCUCUACAAAUCAGGACCUCAGGCUCAGGCUACAGACCCGGGUAUAUUUUCUUCUCCUGUUAACACAAAUAUGCAACAGAAUCCACCACAAAAUUGCUUGCAAGAAAAAGUAACUUCUGAAGAACUGAUUAUUAUAAUUCAGAAUAUAAUGACCUGGGUUGUGGCUACCAUAUUGUACCCAGCCAUCACAAAGUAUGAAGAAAGAUUGAGAAAUAAUACAUACCCAGCGUCCGAUAACUCCAUCCUCUCUUCAGAUAGUUCAAGUUUCUGUAGCACAUGCAGUGAAGACUUUGCAGAUAGAACCUACACAUCUUCAACAACUAAAACAUUUCAGGCAGAACCCUGUGCAUUUGCAGUUGACCUGUCAGUAAGGAGACCAACCACACCAAUAAAACUUUCUCCUGCACAUAAGGAAAGAACUGUUGUCGGGAAAACCUAUCAUGCAAAAGGACAAUCUAUAACUUCUACACUUAAAUAUAAUAAAAGCAACGUGCUAUGUUCAUACCCUAAGCUCAGAAGUUGUAAAUCAGAUAGUCAUCUUUUAGCAUCAUUUGAAACAAGCACAACAAAGUCUAAGGAUGCUACUACUGAAACAGAUAGCCUAGGGAGUUCACUGAUUUGUGAUAAAAAAGCAAAAGCCAUAGAUGAAAUGAAGAAUUUUAAAUGUCACUUGAAAGAGAAAACUAAAGUGAUUUUAGAAAGCAUCUUUCGUGAAAUAAUAUCUGAUUUAACCCAGGCCAUUCCCUCUCUCUCUUCUGUUACUGCUGAAGUUUUUGUUGAACAAUGUGAAGGUGAAAAAGAAGACUUGCCCUCCAAUGUUGAUAUUUGCUCAGUUGCUUCUGAGAUUGUGGAAAAUAUGCUUGAGAAGUUAGAGUCUGCAGUGGAUAAAAAAUGUGUUGAGAUGUUUUCACAAGAUGUACCAGUCAACAUUAAACCAAGCUUAACAGCCAGUGAUGAACAUCUCCCAUCAUCAAAUAAAAAACCUUUGACUGAUUCAAUGCCUUGUACUUUGGACCCGAUGUAUGAUAUUGCAGAGGACAUGGUGCAUGCCAUUUUAGAAAAGCUGAUGUCUCUUACUUCUUCUAAGCGAAAUGAAUUUCUUCUACUUAAAGAUUCGACUAAGCUUUCCUGCCAGCAACAUAAGACAGACCCAGUAUGUAUGUUCCUUCAGAGAGCUGGCAAAAAUAAAUCUAGUCUUGAAUCUGACGCAGCUAGUUUAACUGUCAAUGAAGAAAUACAAAAUUUACUAUCAAAUAUUUUUUCCCAGUCCUCUUUGAUUGGUUAUAUAGAGGAAGCAAUUAGUGCUAUACUAGGUUAUAUACAAACUGAACUAAAUAAUGAGAGAAUUAUUGCAUCUGAAGAAACAGUAGUACUCCUUCAGCUACUUGAUGAUAUCCUUGCUCAGCUCCAUCAGGAACCAGCAAAGAAAAAUUUUCAAAAAUGUAGACAACCUAGAAUAAGUAGUCCUUCUGACACCAAAGAAAAGUACAGACUCGCUGGCACUAGAUUAUCUAAUAGUCCUAGGUCUAGAAGACCAUUUCUACCUAUAAAUGUUCCAGGCAUACUUCUUUAUUCUGAAGAUGAGGAGAUAGACAAUAUUGUAAAAACUGUGCUUGAUUCAGUUUUCAAAGAGAAAACAAAAUCACAAGAACAGAUUCCUGAUAAUUCAUUUACAAAGGGAAACACUUGUUUUGAAUACAAAAGAAAUACCAAACCACCUACAAAGCCUGUUUCUAGAAGCCAAGUUGCAUUUCCUGAUUGGGAAUUAAAGACUGAGCCACCAUCUCUUAAUCAUAAUGAUACUUUAAAGAAAAAACUUUGUUUGAAUAAAGUUAUUUUGACCUUCAGCCAAGACCAAAAGCAUCAAAUACAAAAGGCUUCAGAAAACAUAGUCACAAGUGUUUUAAAAGAAAUGCUCACGGACGUAUCUUCUGUUCCUCCUGGUCAUUUCAACAGCAAAACUGGCAAUGAAGCUUCAGUUCUUGCUUCACAAAAGCCUCAAGGACUGUCACAUCAAGAAUGGAUAGACCAGCUGUUUUCUGUUUCAGAAAUCAACACAGUGGCUCAAGAAAUAAAAGAUUCUGUGUCGAACAUACUUCAUAAGGCACCAAACUACAUUUCCAAUACCACUAAAAUUCAUCAGACUUCCUUAGAUAGUUCUGACACUGCACAUGGAGGCAAAGAAGCACCAAAUAAAUGUUCAUUAAAAACAUGGUUUGACAGUGAAAAGAAAAUGCAAUAUUUAUCUUCAUUCAAUAUUGAUUCUGAAAAGCCUUCCUGGUUAAAAUCUGGAGAAAGUGAACUUAAACCUGUAGAUGACAUUAAUGAUAAGAUCAUUCACACAAUAUUUAAAAGACUAAAGUUAUUUAUUUGUCCAAAAUUGCAUAUGGGCUUCAAAUCUUUACUACAAUCUCAACUUAGUAAGUACACAGCUAAAAUAGUGAACAUUGUUUUAUGUGCUAUCCAGAAUGAACUGGAACUCCGUAAGAAAAACCUAAAUUUUAUGGAGAUUGACCAUACCAAAUCUCUUAUAGCUAAUACUAAAAAAUUAGAAUCUCUUGUCACAAGUAUUGAUGAUGACAUUUUGGCAAGUCCAUUAUUAACAUGUAUUUGUUCACUUUCUUCAUGUAUGCAAAAGUCUGCAAAUGACAGUGUUGAUGAACAAAGCAUUUUGCCAAAUAGGCAGGAUAAAAAAUCUUUUCACAAAUAUAUGGCUACUCCUUGUGCUCUCCACAGUGUCAAUGAUGAAAAAGGUACUCAAAAUAAUGCAAAAUUGGAAGUGUUAGAUAGAAUUGGGGAAACACUACAUGAAAUGUUAAGCAAGCUCCUGGGAAGCCAAGAGACUACCAAUAAGAAUCAGAAAAUGGCUGCUGCAUUGCAGUGUAAUAUUCAGUUAAUUUCCAAAGCAAUUUUUGAUUAUAUCCUUGCAAAAUUAUCUGGUAUUGACAUGGAUACCAGUUUUGCAAGUUGUGGAUUAAAAGCCAUCUCAGAGUCUCUUGACAUUGACAACCCAUCAUUUGCUUCAAUUAUUGAGAAAAUGGCCAAAUCUACCAAAAUAAUCUCCAGCAUAGUUUCCAUGGUUCAGGAGGGCAAUAAAGAGGGAACUCAAAGUAAAGCAAAACCUGUUGCUCCUGUGUCUUCCAAAGCAGAGAGCCCAAAAGAAAUGCAUCCAAAUAAACUGAAAGCUGUAGCUUCAGACAUUCUUAAUAUGGUUUUUGCUAAACUGAAAGGGUUUGCCGAUGGAUAUUUAGAAAUUCUGGAUGCUAUUAAUGAUGAAAAUAAGAAAAGCAAUAAGAUGGGCUGGGAAUGUGAAAGCACCAAUAUUUUCAGAGACACACAUGAAGAAUCAUUUUUGUCUGCUUUAUACACACCUGCAAAGAAGGUAUCAAGUGCUAUCUUGAAGGCUAUUCAAACAGAAUUAAAUGUGACUUCAUCGGACUUGAGGACAAGUGUAAAAUCCCUACCACCUGAGACUCAGAUUCUUACGGAUGUAGUCAAAUUAAUUUUAGAUGCACUAUCUUCAGAUAUGUUUAAUGAAACUGAAUCCAAAGAGGGAGGCAUUGAAACUUCGACAUAUGGAAGUCUUCCUGGAGGAGCUGAAUCAGAUUCAUUUCUAGAAGAUGAGGCAUAUACAGAGAAAAAAAUUACUGAUGAUAGAUCACUACAAAGAGAAGAAACGAACACACAUUCUCUUAAACAAUGGGCUCUAGAAAAAACCUUAAACAAAAUUGAAGUAAAACUCAAAGAACCAAAUAUAUCUCCAAUUGCUCCCAUCAUGAGAAAUAUUUUGAAUGAAAUUUUUCAAAGUACUUUAAUCAAUCAAUUAAAUGUGCUUUCUCUCUCCCACUCUCAUUUUAAUGGCAUGCCUCACAAUGUUGAUGCGCCAGUUGCCCAAACACCUGUUCAAUGUAUGGAUAAAAUGAUGGAUCCUUUAAUUUCUGAAGCAGAUAUAACCAUAGUAACAGAAAAUAUUGUUAAAACUGUAUUUCACAAACUUUAUUCAGCUGCCAUGACAGAAAGAAAUGUAAGGAAAAAUAGGUAUAAAACUAUGAAUUUUUCAGCCUCUGUCACUGCAUUGGAUAAAAAUCCAUGUGCUUUUCAGUCUAGAUUCAGUGUAGCUGACAAAGAGGCAAAGGUAAAUGUAGUUGAAGAUAUUGUACAGGCAAUAUUAACAAAUUUGGAAACGUUUGCUACUUCCAAAGUAAAAUCUCUCUUUUGUUCCCAAGUCAACAUUACAGUUCCAGUGGCCUUACCUAUUCAACAAGAUCAGAGUACAUUGAGCAAAGCAUUAUCAGCCAAAGAUCCAUAUUCUGAUGAGCAGUUUUCCUAUUGCUCAGUAGAUUAUACUAAGUCAGGAGAGACCAACUUGUGCCAACUGUCUUUGUCUAAAUUAAAUACUUAUGCACAACAAGUGGCUAGAAAAAAUUUACAAGAAAUUAAACAUGAAUUAGAUAAAGAAAAGGAAAAUCAUUUCUUAACUCACGACAUUGGGAUUUCUAAAAGUAUUGCAAGUCAAAUUGACACAGUGUUAGACAUUAUAUCAUGUAAAGGCAAGUGUAACAAAAACAGUUCUGAUAAUGAGAUUGAUUUGGAUCAGCAAAAAGGUGUUAUUGAAAAGCUGCUCAAUAAAACCGAAUAUCAAAAAGCACUUCAGUUUCAAAUACAAGCUACAAUUGAAGGAAUCUUAUGUGAUAUUUAUGAGAAAACCCUGUUUCAGAAUAAUCUGUCAUUUGCCACACCCACUCUGAAAUGUAGUACAGCUGAUAAAUAUUCAAAAGAAAGUUCUGAAAUGUUCAUGGAAGGUGCAAAUAAGUUUAUUCCUAAGCUUUCAGUUCCUAAAUCAGAUGUCAUUUUGAUAUCCAAUGAUAUCGUGAAUAUUGUUCUUCAUAAUCUCAGUUCUGCUGUCAUGCUUAUCAUAAAUGCAAAGAAUCCUACUUCUGCAACAUUGCCCCUGACCUUUCCGGAUAUGUUUCCAAAAAUAGACUGUCAACAACCUCUUAGGGGGUCAAAAACUGAAAGAAAUCAGAAAUCAGCUUAUGCUGAUGAUAAUCAUUUAACUGUAGUAGAGAAAGAAGACAUCCAGAAAUUUGCUGCUGAUUCAUGUGAAGAAAAUGCUAACUUCAUUACUAAAACUAUUUUUAAUCGUUUAGAAUCUUUUGCCACAAAAAGAGUUGAUUCAUUAAUUGCCCUUGCUUUCCAACAUAAAGAAAAGUCAUUUGUUAUCCCAGAAUUGGAAAAUUGUAAACAAAAUGACAGCAUCUUUUAUGAUUCAAGCCAAGUGGAAUCAGAUGUGAAUGUCCUGAAAAUAUCAGCAACUGAAACCAAUCUUAGCCAAGAGCUCACAGAUUUCACUUUUGCCAGUCAUGGAGAAAAACUUGGAUCCACAAUUCACCUAUCACAAGCUAGCCUUAAGACAUAUGCUGACAUCAUUGCCAAUGCCAUUUUGAAGCUUAUUCAAAAUGAUUUAGACUUAGAAAUUCAAAAGAUAUAUUCAGAAAACAUCAUUGUGAGUGCAAUUGUUGACAGUAUGUUAAAGACGUUAGAUGAUAAAAGAUCUGUAAAGGAAAUUGGUUUCAAUUCAAAAGAUAAUCCUAACGUCUCACAGUUAACUUUAUCAAAUGAAAUAUUGCUGGGGCACAAAGAGAAGCAAAUAAAUACCAAACAAUCUCUGUUUACAAAGUAUCCAUUAGAACAAAACCAACUGAUAUUGGAAAACAAAAGCCAGAUAAUUGUUUUGGAAGAAAUAUUUAUGAGAAAUGGAGAAUCAAAACACAAAGAAAAAGUUGAACUGCUCAGUGCAGUGGAAGAACUUUUGAAUAAGUUGUAUCAAAGAAUAAUGGAAGUCAUAGGCUAUUUGCCUCCAUUUAAUGAAACUUCUCACUUUAUAUCUAAUUCUAAAAUUAAAACACUAGACACAACACAGAAGAACAGUUUUCAAUCACAUAUUAACAGUGUAGCAAAUGACAGUGAAAGUGUUUUGGGGAAAAUGUACUUGGUAGUUGUGACAUCAUUAUAUGAAAAUAAAAGUAGGAGAGAAGUUGAAACAUCUCACUGCAAUGAUUCCUUACCAAUGAAACCAUUAAGGUUUAGAGAAACUAAACAAGCAGGAAAAAUAAAUAAUUCCCCUAAAUAUGUGAUACCACAGGCUUUUUCUUAUGCAGACAAUCAAAAUAUCUCUGUAAUGGAAAGCACAUUUUUGCCAUAUUUACCAUUGCAAGUGAAGAAAGACUUAAUUCAAAUGGUUCUCAAUAAGAUUACAAAUUUUGUCUCACUUCAUCUAGAAGAGAGUUUGUCCCCUGAACAUUGUGCUGAUAAGUUGAAGCUUUUAAGGCCACACACUUUUAAGGUCAACCCUAAGGACAGCCCUAAGCCAUGCUUUCAAGCAAAUUCAAAAGCAAGAUCAAAAAUUACCACUUUGCCUAAAUUUACAAAAAAAGCACACUUAGGACUGAGUGCUGCUAAGGAAACCAAGUUAGGUCUUAGAGAGGAGACCCCAAAGGACAGCCAAUCCAAAACUGCCAUUGGGUUGUCACACAUCAUGUCAACUGGAGACGCCAAAAACUUACUAGAUGCAAAAUUGCCCACUUCAGAACUAAAAAUAUAUGCCAAAGAUAUAAUAAUUAAUAUCCUGGAAACAAUUGUGAAGGAAUUUGAAAAGGUAAAGCAAACCAAAGCCUUACCAUGUGAUCAAAUCAUAGCAGCAGGUAAAAUAGUUAAUACAGUUUUGCAAGAAUUAUAUGUUACAAAUAACUGCAAUUUGGCUUAUCCAAUCAAAUCCUCACAUCUCAAACUUUCACAGGGGAAUAUAAGCCCAGGAUCCCUUGUGAAACAAGAAUGUUUUUACUUGGAGAACGUUUCUUCACAGCUAGAAUACAUUUUUCCUAGAGAAGGUAUAUUUAAAAAAUUGUUUGAGAAGUGGCAAACAGAAUCAAAUGACAAGGAAAAUGAAAAGUGAAUGAUAGCCGAAAAUGUUUUGAAUGAAAUUUCAAUAAAAGCAAACGAAUUAGUAUAUUCUCUUUCACUUUUAAAUUUGCCACCUCUUGAGAAUUGUGAAAGCAGGCUAUAUAAUCAUCUUAAAGGAGCUUCUACUGGAGCUGAGGAUAGCAAAGCACAAAUUAAUAUGUUUGGAAGAGAAAUUGUUGAAAUGCUAUUUGAAAAAUUACAGCUAUGCUUUCUGUCCCAAAUUCCAACUCCAGAUAGUAAAGAGACUCUAGCAGACAGUAAAGAAUACAUUACAGCUAAAAAUAAAUAUGGUUUUCCAAACAAGCAUAGCCUCAGAAGUUUACCAAUCUAUAACACAAAGACAGAAGACCAAAGUUCUAUGGGCUCUAGCAACCACAUUGUUCAAGAGAUUGUAGAAAGGGUUUUAAACAUGUUAGAGUCAUUUGUAGACUUGCAGUUUAAACCUAUCUCCAAAUAUGAGUUUUCUGAAAUUGUGAAAAUGCCACUUUUUUCUACCCAACAGAAACUAUUAAACAAAGAAAUGUUGCCAAAAUUACAACCACUUAAAGUGUUUCCUGAUGAAUCCAAGUCAAAUACUAUUAUUUUUAAGGAAAACAUACAGGAUAUCCUUCUACGGAUUCAUUCAUUCCAUUCACAAUUACUGACAUAUGCUGUUAAUAUCAUCAUUGACAUGCUUGCUGUAAUUAAGAACAAGCUAGACAAUGAAAUAAGCCAAAUGGAACCAUCUUCAAUUAACAUAUUGAAAGAGAACAUUGUAGCAAGUGAGAUCAUUGGCGCACUAAUACACCAGUGUACUUAUUUCAAUGAGUCUUUGAAACAAAACCCUUCAAAGGAAAGUUUAUUCCAUGGUGCUGAAAAUGCCUACGUUGUUAAUCAGCUUGUAUUAGCAACUAAUAUGAAAACAUUCACCUCAAAGUUAAAGGAAGGUGGUUUGGGGAUUCAUCCUUCACAAGUGACUAUAACUGACUUUAUGUUUAUGAAAGAAAAGUACAGGGUUUUAUCAAAUUUACCCACCUCUGUCAGAUCCUCUGUAGAAGACAGAUUUAAAAACUCAGAGCCAACGAAAAGGCCUGAUUCAGAAACUAUGCCAUCAUGUUCUAGAAACAAAGUACAAGACCACAGCCCAAGGAAAUCUAACUUUGGUCAUUUUGAUGAGAUCACGAAAGAAAAUAACUCCCUCCCUGAAGGCAGUAUCUCACAAAAGCUGUUUAGGAAAGCAAGCAGCUCCACAGAAACAUCGUUAAAGCAAGUCUUGUCAUUCAGAGAAAUGGGAAAAGGUGAAAAUCUAAGAGCGUUUCAUUAUGAUACCCUAAAACCAGUUGUUGAACCAAAUCAAAUUCAGACAACCGUUUCUCCACUCAAAAUAUGUUUAGCUGCAGAAAAUAUUGUCAAUACUGUGCUAUCCAGCUGUGGCUUUCCAAGUCAACCACGCACUAAUGAGAAUAUGGAAAUAAUGAAGCUAUCAAAACAAAGCUCUUUAUCUGAAGUAUCUGGAGGACAAGAGAGUAAGGAAAAAAGUGUUCUUAGAAUGCAGGAUAAAAUAAUCAGCUAUAUAUCUGAAGAAGAAAACAAAAACCUUGAAGCCAGCAGGGAAGAUUCUUCUUUCCUGCAGAAAUUGAGAAAAAAGAAUUACCCAAACAUAGAGACUCUGAAAGAAGUUGAAGUCUUUACUUUUGCAGAUCAUGAACUGGGUCCCAAUGAAGUUCAUCUGAUAGCAAGACAUGUCACCACAUCUGUGGUCACAUAUUUGACGAACUUUGAAACUAGAGUAUUCUCCCAAGAAGAUGUCUCGGUUUCUACAUGGUCAAGGAAAAAGUAUGAAUCAAAACAGCCCCUAGGAAACAUAUAUAAUGAUUCCUCAAUUUAUCAUUGUUGUGAAUAUCUCACUAAAUCAGUACUUUAUCAUUUAACUUCAAGCAUUUCUAAUGGCACCAAGAAGGGUAGAGAAAAAGAGAAAGCAUGGGAAAUUCAUGAAGAAGCAUUUAUCAAGAUUAUUUCAAUUCAUUCUCAAGUGUUUGCGAGCAAGUCCAUUUCCAUUGGAAAACUUGCUUUAUGUAUUUCUGAAAUCAUUAUUAAAAUCCUUUUUAAUAAUAAAAUUAUACAGGCUGACAUUGCACAGAAAAUGGUUUCCAUACCAACAAAAUACAUUUACUGUCGAGGAAUAGCUUCUAGUGGCUUUGAUGACCUCUUUCAGGAUCUCUUAUUAGGAGUGAUUCAUGUACUGUCCAAAGAAAUAGAAAUAGAUUAUCACCUUGAAAAAAAUGGAAGAAACAAAUCAUUUUCUAUCAGAAAUAAUAGUGUUUACAUUUGCAACAAAAUCAACAGACAGGCAGGCCCCAGAGACUGGAAGUUAUCAAUGAAACAAAUUGAUCAACUUUUUCAAAAAAAUAAAUUAAAUUACCUUGCAUGUAAGUUAAACAGCCUGGUUGGUAACCUAAAAACCAGUGAAUCCAAAGAAGUUGUCAAUAAAGUUUUUAAUAUUGUUUCAGAUUUAUUUUCACCAGAUGAAUGCCUAGAUAGUGAUACAGAUUCUGGUAAAUUACAAGGAACAUUUGUCUCCUCCUCAAAUAAUGAACAACCUAAUAGCAUAUUUAGAAAUAACUCACAGCUCUCCUCAAAAUCAGUUUUUCUUCUAAGUGUUGUAUGUGAGAAACUUAUCAGAAUACUUUUGGAAGAAUGCACAAGCAAUGUCUUUCUUGAUAAUGGAUCUCUUUCAGAGGAAACAUCAGCAGAAGAAUGUCAACUUUUAAACAUGCUUCAAAGUAUAGAAGAUGGAAAAUCUGAUUAUAACAGAGGAAUGAACUGUGAAUGCCUUCAAGGAGAUUACAUGUCAGACCUUUUGGAAAAUGUGGCAGAAAUUGAUCAAGACUUACUGUCAUCAGACUCUAUGCUUACUAUUAUUUCCCACAGCUUGGUUAAAUCAUUGAUGAACAAAUUAUCUCACAGUAUACAACAAGCUCCCGAAAGUCUACCUUUUGCAAAUGAGCAUUUGAACUACCAAACAAGAGAAAUACAGUCAAGUCUCACCAAAGCAAGAAAGCCAGAAUUAACAGAAUUAAGACAAAGUAAAUAUUCUUUAGGACUCAGGAGUUAUGACAGUAAUUCUUUGACAGUAUCCCUGAAUAAUCCCAAUGUGGUUAGCUCCAAAAUGCAAGCACCAUUUGGCAAGCAUUGUGCAGUGAAAUCCUCUUCCAUGUCAUCACUUGAAAGCCAGAGAACAAAAGAAAUGGAUAAUGUAGCCAUUCCUAAUAAGCUACAUCAGGAAGGUAUAUAUGCUGGUGUUUUUUUGGAAGGAAUAAUUUCAGAAUUGUUUUUUAAUCUCUCUACUGCAUUGUGGGGCAAAAAUAAAAACAUCACUCUGUCCUGGCUCAGUGAGAUGAAUACAUUAUUUGUCAACAACGUAGUGAAUGAAUUUAAUAAUGCUCAAGUCACUGUUCUACGGAAUGCUGAAGAAAGACUGUGUUUUCCACCAGUUCAUACAGAAACUGUUAACAAAAUUGUCACCUCCGUUUAUUAUGAUGUUUUACAGCAGUAUGAAUUAAAAGUAGCCUGCAGUAAUGAUCUGGUAUAUGACAAUGCCUCAAUAGCAGAACAAAUAACAAAUGGCAUAUUGUUAGAGGUUUUAGACUACAAACUGCCAUCUUUCCUCAGGGAAUUUCUCAUACCCCAUUCAUGUUACCCUCUCAAACCUGAAAUUAUAUUGCAAAAGCUUCAAAAUAACCUGAGAGAAUUUGCUUCCCUACCCAGGUCUUCAUCAGACUAUAGUACCAUGUUAUCACAUUCAUUUUUAGAAGAUGUCAUCAGAAGGCUUUUAUCUCGGCUCAUUCCUCCACCCAUUACAUGUUCCCUUUUAGGAAAAAAACAUUUAAUGGGUUCAGAUUUUAAUGAAAUGUCCACCUGUAUAGUAAAUAAGGUUAUGUCAGCCAUUUCAAAACAUAAAAUCUGGUUGACAAUAUAUGAUAAUAAAUAUCUAUACACUGGAAAAAACCUACAGAAGAUGGUGGAUUCUAUUUAUGGUAAUAUUUUGCAAAUGUCUGACUCUGUUGUUUCUAUACAGAAAAGUAUAGUAAGCCAAAACCCAAUUAUGGUUGACCAAAUAGCCGGUUUUAUCAUCCAAGAGAUUAUUGAAAAUCAUCUUCAACCAUUUUUGAGUGGAGAGGUUUUAUGUCAUUCAAAGAAUCCACUGGAUCCAGUAUCUACUAUGGUUAAACAGGUUCUGAGUGAAGUGACAGAGUUACACAGACCUCAGAAGCAAUCACCUCAAGUAUUCCCCAGACUUUUGUCAAAGAUUUUCACCCCAAACCAUAACACCAAAAUUGAGUUGAAAAACAUGACUCAAAGAAUAGUAAACUCUGUAAAUAGCCAUUUUGAUAAAACUAAAAUUCACACUCUCUGUGAUGACAAAGAACAAUCUUUCUCCUCUUUCAAUACAGAUAUUGUGGAUGAACUUGUCACCUCAGUUUACAGAAAUGCUUUAAAGCAGCAUGGGCUAGACCUUGCUAUUGAUAAAGAGUCUGAAGAUAGUGGCAUUUUUGUGGAAAAUAUUACCAAUCUAAUUGUAGCAGCUUUUUCAGACUACCUUCUUCAUCCUCUGUUUUCUGGGAAUUUGUCAGCUUCUACUGAUUCUAAUUCAGUGGCUGAGAAUAUUGUUCAGGACAUCCUUACUAACAUCAGUAAAUCUACUGAGCCAAGCCAGAGUUUACCUCUAUAUAACACCUUGCUGCCAUACACAUUUUUAGAAGAACUAUUAUCUAAAUUAUUUUCUUCUGCAUCUAGCCUGGCUCUAAACAGAGAAACCCAAAAAGAUUUGUCAAGAUCGAAUUUCAAUGAAACUGCUUCAAACAUAAUUAGUGAUAUUAGGUUGAAAAUUUCUCAACAUAAAAUUCAAUUUUCAAAAGAGGAAGAAAAAAACAAAUUUAUUUAUUCAGAAGAUGAUAUUCAGCACCUUGUUGACUCAGUAUUUGAAAACAUUGUGCAAACUUCUGGGUCUCAAGAAUCAGCUGCGCAAAAUAUCACAAGCAGUAAUGAUGUUCUUAUUGAAAUAAUAGCAGGCUUCAUCAUUAAACAUGUAUGUCAAAAACAUCUUCAGCCAUUUGUGAAUGGAAAAUCAUUACCUUCAUCAGACACAUAUUUUGAUGAUGAGAGAAGGCAGUUAUUUUAUACCAGUGUUUACUCUUCAACAUUCUUGGAAGAUGUAAUCUCUGGAGUUUUAAGAAAAAUAUUCCAUCGGGGCAUUGUACAAACAAAAUCCAUGGGAGACUCAGAAGAUGAACUGUUUGAGAAAGCUGAAGAACUCAUACAUUUGAUAACAGGGGAAUUCGCAAAAGCCCAAGUUACCAUUAUAGAUAAUACUGAGGAAAGAUUUUGUUUACCUCCAGUGGAAGGGGAUGCAGUCAAAACAAUUGUUGACAUGGUGUACAGCAAAGUUUUGCAAGAAUAUGAAAUGGAAGUAUUGCCCAAUAAAGAUUUUCUACAUGACACAAAGACAUUGGCUACCAGAAUAACUAGGAUCAUCCUGGCUGAAAUUUUUGAUUUCCAAAUUCAUCCAGAUGUUAUAGCAAGUCUGCCUUUUAAGUCACAUUCCAAACUCAGCACAAAUGUUUUAAUAAAGAGAGUUCAAGAUGAUAUAAGUAAAUCAAGAUUCCAAAGACAAGCUUCAACAACGUAUAUGUUAUCACAUAGUCAUUUGGAAAAAAUCGUCACUCAGCUUAUAUCUCAGAUGAGUCCCAGUGCAGAACAGUCAGAUACUACUAAAUCAGACUUAAGUAAUACAGUGAUAAAACUGAUAAGUGAAAUUAUGUCAAUAAUUUCAAAACAUGAAAUAUGUAUUAUUAAAUAUGGGAAUAAAAGACAGAGUAUGAUUUCAGCAAAAGAUAUCCAGUCUAUGGUUGAUUCCAUUUAUGCUGACCUUUCUCAUUCAAAUAUAUACCACUCCAUUACAAAAGAAAAAAAGAGCAUAAGUGACAUACCUGUUUCAAAAAUAGCAAGUUUUAUAAUAAAAGAAGUCUUUAAUCAUCAUAUUCAAUCAUUUUUAUCUGAAGAUAAAACUCUCCUUUUGGCUGCAGUUGAUCAAACUUACAAAUUGAAAACAAUAGAUCCUAAACAAAGAGAAUUAUCUUUUACUGUGAACUCAUCUGUCUUUUUGGAGGAAGUAAUUUCUGAACUUUUAUGCAAAAUUCUUUAUGCAUUUUCACAUAAUAUGUUGGUUACUGAAAAUCCGAAACCUGAACUUACCAGCAUUGUUACAACGUUGGUAAAUUCAAUUGUUCUGGAGUUCACCAAAUCAGAGAUUUCAGUUGCAGAUAACUUUGAUGAAAAUUUACCUUUCUCAGAAAGAUAUAAAGAAAUGGUACAAAAAACAGUCAUCUCAGUAUAUGGAAAAAUGUUAGAUCAAUAUAAAUCUCUGAUUCAAAUACACAGGGUUAUACAAAGUGACACAAUCUGCUUUGGUAGGAAAAUAUAUUAUUUGCUAUUGGAAGAAAUUUAUGACUAUCAGGUGCAGUCAUUAGUUUCAGGAGAAUUGCCAUUGUCUUCUUAUUCUUACCCCCAAGCUGAUAAUAUCAUCAGAAAUGUGCUUAACCUAAUCACAAAGGAUAGCCAUGCCUUGCCAUCAUAUAUGACUGUGUGGCCUCAUUCUCUUUUAGAAGACAUAAUUUACAGGCUUCUAGUGCAUAACUUCCCUUCAACUCACACUGAAAAUGAACUAAAGGAUGAACUUGUGGAUGCAGUUUCAAAAUUGACUGAUGAAAUUAUAAAAGAAAUUUCUGAACAUGAAGUUCGACUUUCCAUGGCAGAGGAUAAUGCAGAAAGUAUGCAGUUAGAACCUAUUGAAAAUUUGGUCGACUCUAUAUGUAAUAAUAUUUUGAAAACUUCUGAAUUCCAAGCUGAAGUACAAAAAGAUGCAGGCAAAAAAGGAUGCUUAUUCCUCAGUAAAAUAGCUGGUUUUAUUAUGAAGGAAAUCAUGUAUCAUCAUUUACAGCCAUUUUUCCAUGGUGAAGAAUCAUCUUUCAGUGACUUACCCAAUCAUGACCAUGUCUCUGAACUUGCUAAAUCUGGUAAAGAAAAGACACAGCCCUCUCUAUAUUCAGCUACAUUGGAAGACAUAAUCAUUAACCUGGUUCACAAAUUUUGUUGUCUCCCUGUUACUGCUGAAGAUUCUAGGAAAAAAGAAAUGGCAGAGCCAGAUAUUAUGGGGUUGGCUCUAAAAUUUGCAAAUUCUCUGAUAAGGGAAUUUAAAAAAAGUCAAAUAAAAGUUUUACCAAAUGCUGAGAAAAUGUUUUCUUUUCCACCAGUUGAUAAAGAGACAGUUGAUAAAAUAUCCAAUUUUGUAUAUGAUCAGUUCAUAGAAAAAUUCACAUCUAAUAAUACUCAGAAAGGUGAUGAAAGUAACAUUGCUAUAGGGAUGAUUGCUUCUCUAGCUCAGAAGGCAAUGUCUACAUUCAAGAUUCAACCACUUUUUUCAGGAGACUGGUCUUCCACCUUCUUUUCAUUUCUAAAUCCAGAUAAUAUCACCCAGAGGGUUCGACAUCUACCACAAAACACCUCUACACAAAUAAGCAGAUGCUUAACAGAGAACCAACUCCCUUUAUCAGAUCAAUCAUAUAAAGAUACUUCUUCCACCUCAGACUGCAAAAGCACAAUGAGCCCUUUGCAAAUAAAUAGAGGUACAGUGAGUAGAAAGAAAAGUUUCACAUCAAUGACAAAAGGGGACAUCCAAAAUCCAGUACUUGGCUCUACAAAUGCAAUUAUGAAAAGCAGCAUAAUUAAACUGAUAUCAGAGUCAGCCACAGGUGCGACAAAUAAGAAGAAAGUGGAUGGAAAUAAAGUGGGAAUUUGUACUCAAAAACAUAGUGAGAAUGUAUCAAAAAUCACUUCUUUAACUACUAGUGUGAAAAGUAAAGAUACUUGGGAGCCAAAUUUGAGUGAAACAUUUAAAAAUAAUGAAAUCGAGAAGAAAAGAAAUUUAAUUCCAAAAUAUAAAGAAGGGCAGGAUGAUGAGGUACACACACAUUUUCCCUUAAUAAUUGAUAAUAUAGAAUAUGAGAAGGAAGUACUUGGAUCAGAUUCUGAAAUAGGCUAUAAAAAGAAGAUUGACAGUGCAAAAGAAAGAUCAUUUAAAAAAGAUGGGAAGGUCUUUCAGUUACCUUCUUCAAAGUCCAGGAGAAAUUUAAGGACUACAACGGAGACUUUGGAAAUAGGGACUCAAAGCAAUGAAGGGAGAAGAGAGUCUCCAACCCAAACAGAUAUGGAUGAGGAACACCACUCAGAUUAUGAAAAUGUUCAAUAUGUCAUUGAAAAUAUUUAUGGGGAUGUUUUACAACGAUCUUCUCCAGAACCAGCAUAUUAUUCAACACUCAGUUAUGACAAAAGCCCCCCAGGUGAUAAUGCAUUAAAUGUAAUUCAGGAGGUCAGCAGGGAUUCAGCACAGUCUGUUACAACAAAAAACGUAUCCUUCUCAACUAACAAAAAUGUCCCUGCCAAAGAAAAAGAAGAGAAAGAGAGCGAAAAAGAGGAAGUAAGAGAGGAGAUUAAAAGUGAACCCAGAAAACCAGACAGCCCUCAGUACCAACCAAAAAAUAAACCUGGAAUUUUUCCUGCUAAAUUUUUAGAAGAUGUUAUUACUGAGAUGGUUAAAAAAUUGAUCUUUUCUUCUAUACCAGAAACACAAAUACAAGAUAGAGGUCAAAAUGUCCGUGAUGAGAAAAAUCAAGCUGAACUCUAUGACACUGCUAUGAAACUCAUCAAUUCACUAUUAAAGGAGUUUUCAGAUGCUCAAAUUACGGUUUUCAGACCAGACAAGGGGAAUCAGUUUUUCCCACCUGUGGGAAAAGAGCCAACAACAGAUGAAGCACCAUCCAGCAUUAAGAUAAAAUCCGCGGAUAAAAUGCCACCUGUCGAUAAAAUGACUAAAAAACCUUCAGUUAAGAUACCAUCAACUGACAAAACAUUGGUCAAUAAAGUUGUUCACUCUUCUGUUUGUAAUAUUUUAAAUGAAUAUGGAUCUCAAGACUCUAUUUGUAAGAAUAUAAACAGUAAUGGAGAAAAUUUAGCAAGAAGACUAACUAGUGCAGUGAUAAAUGAAAUUUUUCAACAUCAGCUUAACUUGAUAUUUUGUGAUGAGGUUUCAGCUUCAGCAUGUUUGCCUCUGGAAUCUAAGGAUGUUGUUAAAAAGGUCCAAAAUUGUCAAACUUUAUCACCAUAUACAAUAAUAUUACCUCAUAAAUUUUUAGAGAAUGUGAUUUCUGUUCUUUUAUCUAAAAUUUUCUCAAUAAUAUCCAGCACAGAAACAAGAAAACUUGAGGACAAUUUGUUCACAGAACUGGAUUUCUUUCAAAUUAAGUUAGUAAGUGCAGUUGCAACAGAGAUCUCCCAAAAUAAACAUUUGAUUAUACAGUAUGUAGAAUCCUUACAAUCUGAUGAUCAUGAAAUUACUCAGUUAGUGGUUCAGUCUGUUUAUAACAAUCUCUUGCUACAGUUUGGAUCACAAGAGAUCAUACAGAAUUGUGUCAUCAGUGGAUGCAAAAUCCUUUCAGAAACCAUAGUUGACUUGGUUCUACGAGAAGUGGCUGGCAAUCAUUUGCAGAGCUAUUUUUGUGGAGAGCUAACUCCACAUCAGUGUGUGGAAGUUGAAAAUAUCCUUAAAGAUGUUUUCCAAACUACUGUGCCCUUACCUAAACCAUCACAUGCUCAUAAGCUGUCUUAUAACAUAAUAGAAGAAAUUGCUGUGAAAUUUUUAUCAAAACUUUUAUCUGUAUUUCCAAAAGUGCAUAAAGAAAAAACCAAAUCCUUAGAAACUGAAAUGCUAAAAAUAACUUCAAAAGUAUUAAAUUCAGUCCAAGAAUUUAUCUUUAAAAGUAAGAUUAAACUUGUAGCACCCACCAAGCAAUCACCUACUGUACCUGUAGCUGAUAAUGCAACUAUUGAAAACAUAGUUAAUUCUGUUUUUACCAGUGUUUUAAAGCACUUUGGUUCUUUUACUUCGAUAUUUAAAGAUUUAAUGGGUAAAGGUAGUGUCCUCUCAGAUAUAAUAGGCUUAUUGGUGAAUGUAAUAUCCAAUUCUGAAUUUCAACCUCAAGUAGAGGAAGAAGUAUCAAAUUCAGAAUUAGUUCUGGAAGCUGUCAGAAUUAUGGAAAAAGUGACCAAAAUUAUUGAUGCUAAGUCUCAGGAAAAGUCUUCAUUCAGAAAAGGUUUGACAUUAGAUGUCAAACUUUUAGAAGAGGUGUUGGCCUUGUUCUUGGCUAAACUAGUAAGGUUGCCAAGUUCCUCAAACAUAGAUGAAAAAAACUUAUCAAAGCCUGAGUUAAAUAAAAUUGCAUCUCAACUGACAAAAUCUGUAACAGAUGAAAUUUCCAGACGUAGCAUUAGUCUAAUAGCUUCUGAUCCUGAAAAACACUGUUUAAAUCCAGAAAAUAUAGAAAGGGUUUAUCAGGUUGUUAAUUCUGUUUAUAGUAACAUACUACAACAAUCAGGAACCAACAAAGAACUUUAUUAUGAUAUAAAAGAUACAAACACAGUCUUUCCUAAAAAAGUGGCUAGUUUAAUUAUUGAUGGAGUUUCAAGUUUUCCAUUAGAUAAAAUUGGCUCAAUAAUUUCAAAUGCUGAUCUCUCUGGAGAGCUAGACAUUAACAGAAUUGUUCAAAAGGCACGAGAACAUGUUAAUAUGAUUCCUGAAUCGGAGGAAGAACAGUUAGAUCAAGUUUCAUCUGAAGAGGAAUAUCCUAUUAAAAUAGUUCCUCAUGUUGGGAAAAAACCAGUCAAAAUAGAUCCAAAAAUUAUUUCUGAACACUUAGCAGUUAUUUCUAUAAAAACUCAACCUCUUGAGAAACUUGAGGAGGAGUGUUUGAAAAGAACUGGACGUAGCAUAGCAGAACUGAGAAGAGCAUUAAUAAGUGGGAGAAAUUACUACUCAGAAUCACCGAAUUUAGAAAAUAGAAAGAGAGAAAGACGUACCUCAUUGGAUAAGACUGGAAGACUAAAUGUAAAACCCUUAGAGACUGUUCGCAGAAAUUCAUUUCCGAAUAUAAGAAAGCCUGAUAUUACAAGGGUGGAGCUCUUAAAAGAUGUGCAAAGCAAAAACGAUCUUAUUGUUCGAUUAGUGGUUCAUGAUAUUGAUCGAGUGGAUUUGGAAAACUACAUAAAAGAAGAACUCGAUUCUGAUGAAGAUGAAGUUGUUUUAAGAGAGACUGUGGCAGAAGAAGAAGGCAUCGAAGUAUUUAAAGAUCAAGUAAAAGUCAAGAAGCCAGAAGAAAACAAAGUUAAGUCAGCACUAAGCACUAGCAGACUGAAAAAGCUUUCGUCACUAAGUAAAUGCUGUCAGACCACAGCCAGUGCAAAUACUGAAAGUAUUGAAGCAACCUCAAAUCAGGUAAUAGAAUCUAAGGAGAAACAUGUUAAAAGAGCUGCUGCUGAGCUUGACAUGGCCAUAAAAAAAGCCAUGCCUGAAACAGCCUCUUCAUCUUGGGAGGAAAAGCCAUUGUGUAAGAAAGAAGAGAAGAAUCUUCUUACUGAACCACCACAUUACUUCAUACACAGAAUUAUGAGUUCAUCUUCAUACAACCAAGAAAUCUCAUUUCAUCUACUGGGUACAUGAAAUUAAAGCAGUUCAACUAUAGAAAUUUGAUAAACUAGAGCUUAUGGGUAGAAUGGGACCCCUGGCAAAAUUGUGACUGAGAAAGUAUUUAGCUUCAGACCUUCCCUCACUUCUUUCUUUCAUUGGAACCCUACUGCGGAUAAUUCCAAAGCCACGUAUUGCUAUUUGCUCAUCCAUUUUUAGAUACCUGGCCUAUAUGUCCCAGUUUUGAAACCAGUUUCUAGUAUAUCUUCUUUGUAGUCUUAUUAAAGUGUUUGUUAAUGUAGUAGGUUAUUUUCUAACAUGAGAGAGAGGUAAUGGCCCAGAAAUAGAGUAUGUAGUAUCAGUACAAAAGGGGCCAUGCUUAGCUCUCUUCACAAAGCUAGUGUUCAUUGCCUAUAAGAAGAAUCCAAAGGAAUGAGCAAGAAAUGUAAGUUGGAGCAUUCAGAGAUAAAUAAUAGAAAGCAAUGGAGUUUGAUAUGACUCUUUAAGAAUGGAUAGCACUUAUGCAAGUGAAAGACAAUCCAAGUGUGGAUGACACUAGCGGCAAAAUAUGGACCACAGUUAUAGGGGACAAGGAGGAACAAAGUGCCCUGUAGACUUGUAAUCUGAUUAAUAACUAUCAAGAAUAGUGAAAAUAUCUUAAAUUGUGCUUAAAUUUAUAAAAUUGUACAUAACUUAGAAAAGAUAACAUUUUUUAUCUGGUGAGAAGUACUGAUGAUAUACACAGAAAAAUCUACCGAAUGAUUUAUUUUUUCACUCAGCAUGCUGGAAUUGUAUUUUUUUUUUGACAUAACCCUAUUUGACUCACCAUUUUCUCUCUUCUCCUGCAUAACAUGUUAUUGUAACAUACAUAACUAGUAAUGUUGGAAACUCUCUAUUGGUUAUAUCAGUGAAGUAAAAAGCAGGCAUAAAUAAUAUUAAAUAAAAAUAAUUUUAAAGCAAGAUAAUACCAGGAAGCUCAAGGUUCUGAUUUUCCCAUGGAAACAAAACAUAAGCAACUACAAACUGACUAACACAACUUUAUAACAGCUCUGGAAAACAGUCUGCAGCAACCAAAUAAAUACUGAAUCAAGAAAAAGCUGGCUGGGCAUAGUGCGUCAUGCUUGUAAUUCCACCUCUUUGGGAGGCAGAGGCAUGAGGAUUGCUUGAGGCAAGGAGUUUGAACCUAGCUUGGGCAACACAGCAAAAUCCUAACUCUAAUAAAAUAAAGUAAUACAAAAUUAGCUGGAAUGGUCAUGUAUGUGCACCUAGUGCUAGGAGGCUGAGGUGACAGAAUUGCAUGAGCCCAGAAUUGCUUGAGAAGUUACAGUGAGCUAUAAUUUUACACUGCACAUUAGCCUAGAAAACAAAGUGAUAGAGAGAGAGAGA
Messenger RNA from Callithrix jacchus (white-tufted-ear marmoset), 20388 nucleotides. The record is from RefSeq and is a predicted model, not a curated record. Lineage: Eukaryota; Metazoa; Chordata; Mammalia; Primates; Cebidae.